Molecule: messenger RNA, 1025 nt
Organism: Paramacrobiotus metropolitanus
Lineage: Eukaryota; Metazoa; Tardigrada; Eutardigrada; Parachela; Macrobiotidae
Product: glutathione S-transferase 1-like
Exons: 3
Coding region: 158-787 (209 amino acids)
Biological process (GO): glutathione metabolic process
Molecular function (GO): glutathione transferase activity
Source: RefSeq, a predicted model, not a curated record
ACUUGCUUCUUCAAAAACCUCUACCUCAUUGCGCCGGAACAGUAGUUCCAAAAGUAUUUAUUCGGUGGUGCAACUGUGCAAUAAUUUCGCAAAAGGUUUAGCUUUUGAAAAAUUCUGCUGCUUUCUGCACAGUUUAAUUAUAGGCCCAUUUCCCAAGAUGGCUCACAAGGACUCUCAUUAUAAAUUAACAUACUUUAAUUUACGCGGCAUAGCUGAACCCGUUCGGCAAUUGUUUGCCUAUGCCAAUGUGCCGUAUGAAGACGUUCGCUUAGAUCGGGAAAACUGGGCGAACUCUUCGCAGAAACAAGAAUCCCCGUUUCAUCAGCUGCCCUUUCUGGAAGUGGAUGGCCACACCAUCGGACAAAGCAACGCUAUUCUUCGCUUCGUUGGAAAGCGCCUGAAUUUGGCAGGGAAGGACGAAUUCGAACAGGCUCGAGUAGAUGCUUUAGCAGACUAUGCAACCGAUAUGCGCUCUCCCUUAAGCGCGUGGUUUUUUGAGCAAGAUGAAACCCGCAAAAAGGCAAUGAAAGAGAAAUACUUCAAUGAAACUCUGCCGGGAUUUCUUAAGACUUACGAACAGCAUUUAAAAAGCAAUGGCGGACAGUUUUUUGUUGGCAGUGGACCCACAUGGGCAGAUUUCGUUAUUGCCCAUGGAAUGGGACAACUGCAAGUGGUGGAACCCAAUGCCCUCAACGGCUACGAGCUCUUGAAAGCUCACGAGCAGCGAAUCAAUAAUCUGCAAGGUGUUAAAGAAUGGAUCAGCAAACGCCCGAAAACUCCCAUGUAACCUUUGAUCCUGCCAGUGCAAAAGAACCUGUCGCCCCAAAUCCAAUCGUACCGGACACGUUUCCGUGGACUGUGCUAGAACUUGACACUCGUAAUUACAUUUCAUGCACACUGGGAAGGUUUAACAGCAGGUGUUCAACCCGCUUGACUCGUAGCAUUUACUUACUGUUUUGUCAUUAUUUUCUCGUGCUUACUGCAAAAUAAUCCGCGUAUUCACUUAUUAAAAUUUGUAAACAAGA